UCCUAUGCAUAAAACACGCACAGCAUUCCCGACCACACUUACACUACUGCGACAUCUUUCAGUACGUGUGAUUCAACCUAUUUUGUCACAUGGUCCUUAAUUUCACUUACAGUCAGAUAGGUAAAUUGGUUCUAUAAACAUCAUGGCCAACAGCACAGAAAACGAAGUGGCUGACAUUAAGCAAGAAGCUGGUGGCGAUGCAGAAAAUGUCGAUUACACAAAUCGUAAAAUUUAUUUUGGUAACCUGCCCUUUGCAACCACUGCCGAGGACCUAGAGAAGUGGGUACUAGAGGGUAUCUCACAGCCUAACGCUAAAGAUGUGAAAGCCGAGAUCGCCAUGGAUGGGAUCGGACGGGCAAGAGGGUUUGGUUACAUCGAAUCUCCUGACGAGUUCAAAGAAGCCAUUCUAAAAUUGCACGGAGAGGCACUCGACGGCCGCAAGCUCCGUGUCCAAGUUGCCCGCGAUGCUAACAGCAAGUCCAGGUUCACUGGUGACAAUAAAGGUGUACAGAGCAACAGGAGACAACGUCCUCGACCGGUAGCCAGCAAGUUGCUCGCCGAUCCCUCACAUACCUACACCUUGAUUGAUGUGGGAGCCAACUUGAUGCAUAAGACAUUCGGUCGACAGGGUCUGCCCAGCCGCACCUUGAAGAAUGUUCUUAAGAGGGCUGAAUCGAUGGGUGUGAAGAAGAUGGUUGUCACAGGGACGUCAAUCGCUACAACUACCGCUGCUCAGGAACUGGUCAAGAAAUACGAGGGAACUCUGUAUUACACAGCAGGUGUCCACCCACAUAGCGCUAAGAUUUGGGAUGACACGACAAUGGAGAAACUGGAAAAGCUAGCUGCGGAUCCAGCAUGUGUAGCCAUUGGAGAAACCGGACUUGACUUUAACCGGAAUUUCUCUGAUCCCAACAUACAGGAAGAAGUGUUUGAGAAGCAGGUUCAACUUGCCUGUAGGCUGAAGAAGCCUCUCCUUCUUCAUGAGAGAGAAGCCCACUCUAAGCUAAUGGAGAUACUGAUGAGGUAUGAAGAGCAGCUUCCUGCUUGUAUUAUCCACUGCUUCACUGGCACUGAAGAUGAAGUCAAGACGUAUGUGGAAAAGAGCUUCUGGAUCGGCCUAACAGGCUUUGUUUGUCAGGUUGACAUCAAGAUUCCCGACAUGUUGAAGGACGGCACUCUGCCACUAGAGAGAGUCCUGUUAGAGAGCAACGCUCCCUUCAUGGAGCCACGGAUCUCUAAAGAUAUUGAGGUUUGGGACUCCUUGAAGCAGGUCCUUGAGUGCCUUCCUCCCUUGACGUACUGGAGCCCGUUUCCUCGCAAUGAGCCCGCGAAGCUCCCCAUUGUGUGUGAGAUUGUUGCGCAUUUCCUUCAGAUGGAACCCAACGAGGUUGCGGAGAAAACCUCCAAGAACGCCUGUCAAGCGUUUGACCUCGACACAGAGUAAAAGUACCGUGCCCAAAGAAAUCACAUGGCAAGUAUUUUUUUUUAUAAGUAGAUUUAAAAUUACAGAUUUUAUUUCUGGAGAAAUUUCGGAGUUGUUGAAGUACGUUGAUUUAUAAGAAGGAGUUGGCAAACAAGUUUUUGUUUACCCUUGUUUUUAUUUUGCAUUUGCAAAUUUUAAAAAUCUUUUUUUUUUCUGCUUUGUGGAUGAAGGUUUUGUUUUAUGGAUUUGGUAUUUUUUAUUUAAAGACUUUAGUGCUAUUUACAUGUACGUGUAGAUUUGAUUUGGUGAUUCUUGCCUCAUGUACAAGAUGAACUAACUAUAAUUGAUUAUUUUACAAAUUCUAGGCGAUAACUCUUUUAGAUUUUAAACGGAUGCUUUGUAUUAAUGUGUCCCUCAAGCAUUGGUGUUAGUUCUGUUACUUCUAAAGGGCCAAUUCAUAAGACAGGGCUUGUAUUGGUGAUACCCAAGCCAGUAUGGACUGUAAAAGGGGUAACCCUGUUCCAGCCCUAUGAGUAGCUGGCAACGGCCUUUGGAAAACAAAUAAUUGUAGCCCACACCUUAAAGUGGCCUUCAGGCAUUGUGUGUCUGGCGACAUACUUUAAAAAAAAGAUUUAAACAAAUAUUAAGUGGCUAAAAUUCCACAAGACUGCAGGGUUUGUAGCUCAAUAUCUUUAUUCACACAACAAUUUUAAUGAGAACAAAUGUUCUUAAAAGUUGAACUUGUAAAAUGUUUUUGAUUUGAACAAGCAAAAUUUACUUUGAUUCUCAGCAAAGGUUAAUGAUAUUCACCAGUACCAGACUCAAAGUCAACAGUUUAAACUAUUUUGUUUUUAAAUUUGAGGUAUUAUUAUUUUGUUGUAAAAAAAUCAAGACCAUCGGAUUUGUCUAGCUACGUGUUCACCAGCCAACUGCUCAGAUCACUUGCUUCAGGCUUGCAGUCCUGUGUAAAUUUUGAGCCCUGUAUGAGGUAUUUUUUUACAAGCAACUGUACUGCAGAAAACCGGCUUGAUACUAAACGGUGGAAACGAAGGCGAUUGCCACCAUGCCCUCUAGUCAAUGCCUUGGUGCCCUUGAAAUGCUUCUGUAGAAGUUAACAAUUUCCUCGCAGGAGAAGAUGUCUUGGUGGCCUUGCCCUUUCAACAAACAAAGCAUACAUGCCUGAGUCAAGUGUUGCAGUACAACAGUUUCUUACGAUAACAACAUGAUUGACAGGUCAAUUAUUCGUCUUUAUCAAGAUUGCUUGGAUUUUGUUUUGGUCCCUCUAGAAAAUUCACUCAAGCAUUCAGAAUGUCUGGUGAAAAAGUUGGUUGAUACCCUUAAUGUUGCCAUUGUUUCACAUUAAGACAAGGCUUUUUUCCCUUUUUUCUUGUCAUCUGUGUGUUCUGUUACACAAUAUUAAAAUACAUUUACUUUCAGCUCAGUAGCUAAAAAAUGUAUAAUGUUAUUCAAGUUCAAACAAAAAAUUGAAAGCAAAAACAACAACCGAGUGCAGAAUUAAAAGCUUCAAAUACGUAACAAAUGAAUAUCAACUAAGAAUUUCUUGAAGAAAAGUCUUUUAGUCUGAACGUAGUGUCCGGAUGUAAGUGCCGCAAAAUGUUCCCAAAAUUUGAAGCUUCUUGUUGUUUUCUAUAAAUUAUUAUUUAAUUUACAAAACAAAACAAAACAAACUCGAAUCUGAGCUACCUUGUUAUGAAAGCAGCUGAUUAGUUUUUUUUUUGCUAAGUUAGGAAUCGGUUUUUAUGGUGGUUAUUUUCCAAUAAGCAUUGUUAAUCUUAUUUUAGGGGCUUCGUAAAAAAAAAAAAUUGGGAUUCCAAUACUCUUUUUGGACUGCUGCGAAAUUUAUCGUGUGUACAAUUUGGUAUUUUGAAAUACAGAUCGUUGAAAUCUGUUAUAUUUCAUUAUUUUAUAAUGUUGUUUUUAAUUUGUUUAAAAGACUUUUACUAUUGUAGUUAUUUGUUGUUUACAAGUUUCCUGCUCAAUUUCAGUGAGGAUUAAUUUAGUCUUACUCACACACAUUCAAAUUCACAAAUAUUUCCCAUAAUCAUUCGAACCAAGAUUUCCUGUUAUCAACUAUUGCAUUCAUUUUAGUUUGCAUGUGCAAUUUCGAUUUUGUUUGUCGAAAUUUUUCCAAUUUGUUCUUAGGUUUGUUAUAGUAAUUCUUUUUCAUUUGAAGACAUCCAAUAUGCCUUGAAUUACGUGGAGGCAACAGAGGUCAUGACCUCGUUGCCCCUGGAAUUGGCCUUGGUGCCCCCUUUACAACUUUCCCAUUGACUUUAAGAUUUCUCAAUGGAAGUCCUCUUUGCAAAAUAUAACAUGCCUCGCCCUUUCAUAAAAUGAAAUUCCAAGCCUGAGCCAAGACUAAGUUUUGACAAAUCAGUUGAAAUUUUACAUCAUGUUUCAAGCUCAAAUUGAAGAAAUAGAAGGGUUUAUCACACUCUUGCUGUUGGCUUUUGCUAAAUUGAAUUAUUUUCGCAACAAUGAAUUUGAAUGAUGUUGCCUGACCGGGUUGAUACUUAACUAUUGACAUUUAAUUACCCAUUUUGACUGUUGAAUACUAAAGCAACAGGACAUUGAUUUUCAAACUAAGUUGAAUUAACUUUUUUUAAACCAGUAGGAAAGCCUAUUAUUAUGUUGUAUGUGUUGUUAUAUUAUUGACAACAGUUUCUUAUGAGGGUUACACUUCAAAUUGUUAAUUUAAUUGUUAAUUUAAUUAACUGAAAGACCCGUUAAUGAAUUCAAACUUGAUAGAACAUCAGCAAUUUUAUAGACUUAUACUGUAGUCAGCAAUAUCGUGUUUUUUUUCAUAUACUAUUGUUGAUUUCAACUCAUCAAACACUUGAUCAAAAAAAAAGACACAAAUUAUGUGAAUGUUAUUGUAAUGA
Asterias rubens (European starfish) is the source of this 4326-nucleotide messenger RNA. RefSeq names its product 3'-5' ssDNA/RNA exonuclease TatD-like. NCBI's taxonomy places the organism in Eukaryota, Metazoa, Echinodermata, Asteroidea, Forcipulatida, Asteriidae. Gene Ontology annotation, molecular function: RNA binding; single-stranded DNA 3'-5' DNA exonuclease activity. The transcript is spliced from 7 exons. The coding region runs from base 143 to 1444 and encodes 433 amino acids. Gene Ontology annotation, cellular component: cytosol. The record is from RefSeq and is a predicted model, not a curated record.